This is a messenger RNA of Mangifera indica (mango), 1921 nucleotides long. RefSeq names its product myb-like protein I. The record is from RefSeq and is a predicted model, not a curated record. The transcript has 2 exons. Bases 177 to 1517 code for a protein of 446 amino acids. NCBI's taxonomy places the organism in Eukaryota, Viridiplantae, Streptophyta, Magnoliopsida, Sapindales, Anacardiaceae.
CUCUUGCCAUCAGCAAAUCAUAAACAAAUCUCAGCCUUUCAGAUCUAAACGAGAAAGAAAAAAGAAAUCUCAAAAAGAAAAUUCAUCUGAAAUUCACUACCAAACAAAAUCAAAUUAUUUUUAAAAUUAGGGUUAGGGUUUGGGUUUGGGUUUCAAUUUAGGAUUUCACAUAUUCAAUGAACGAUCAGCAAACACAGAUGAUGAUGAAUCAAGCUCAGAUCAUGAAUCAACCGCCUCCGCCUCCGCCGCCGCAGGUGAUGAAUCAGCCGCCUCAAUUGCCGAUUCAGUCCCAGUCUUUGAUCUUGAAUCGUGGCUACGUCGGUAAUAGUAAUAAUAAUCUUAGUAAUAAUAAUCUUAGUAAUAAUAAUAAUACUAAUAAACUGAAGCCAUGGCAGACUUUGCAGCAAAACCCUACCAAGAUUGGUAAUUAUGGUAUGUCUAAACCGAGGAUUAAUAAUAAUAAUAACAAUUGGAAGGGGAAGAAGAUGAAACAUAGUGUUGGUCAGGGUAGUAACCAGGGGUACAACCCUCCAACGCUUCAUGAAUUGCAGUCUCAGAACCGUCAAAAGACAAGGAAGUUUUACCCCAAUAAGAAGAAGUUUAAUAAUAACGGUAAUAAUAACAAUAGGUUUGCCCCAUAUGCUCCGCGUAAUACUACUUCUUUUAUUAUUAGAGCCAAGAAGUCUGGUGGAAUCGCUUCCUUGGUUUCUCCUUGCCCUGUGACGCCAGCAGUCUUGCCAACUCCGAUAUUUUCACCUUCAAGAGAGGUGUUGGGUGACAUGGCAAAAGAACAGUGGGGAGUUGAUGGGUAUGGUUCAAUGAAGGGUUUGAUAAGGUUAAGAUCUGGAAAUGAACUUGAGAAUGAGCAUGAUGAGGAAGAUGAUGAUGAUGCUAAUGGGUCCAGUGAGAGUGAUGUAGAGGAGCAUAUUGAAGUUGAGAGGAGAUUAGAUCAUGAUUUGAGUCGUUUUGAAAUGAUAUAUCCGAAUUAUACUCGUAGCAUUGCAGGAGGAGAUUAUAAUAAUGUUUUGGAGAAUAGAGUGGAUGAUCAGGAUAGUCAUAUUGCCCAAUUGGAGGAGGAGAACUUGACUUUGAAAGAGAGGUUGUUUUUGAUGGAGAGAGAGAUGACUGAUAUGAGGAGAAGGUUGCUGUUUCUCGAGAGACAGAAUAAUAAUCAUCGAAGUGGUGUGGGUGGGGAAGAUGUUAAUGAGGAGGUGGUGGAAAAUGGGUCGGAGAAUGAGAGUGAAAAUGGGUCGGAUGUUCGUGAGUGUAAAGAAGACAAUAAUGAAGAUGUUUGUGUGGAAGAGUUUGUACCUGAUGACAUGAAGAAAGAAGAAAAAGAUGGAAAAAAAAUUAAGAAUGAGUUUGUUAAUGAAGCCUUGAUAGCAGAAGAGGAUGAUCCAAAAAAGGUGGAAAAAUUGGAUGAUGAAAUGGAUGCAGAGGAUGAAUUUAAGAGAGCAGAAAAACAAGAAGCUGGGAAUGGAAUUCAAGAAAAGGGCACAGAUGAGCAAGCAUGUUAAGAAGAGCAUUGAUGGGGACUACUUUGUUUGUUCUGCCAGUAUAUAUCCUGGUUUUGAUAGUAAUUUGGGAAUGUUUUGUGCAGCUUAUGGAUAUAUGGCGUCUAUGUAGAUGUAACAUAGCUCCUGCUUUGUUUUUCUUUCGUCUCUUGUUUGUCUUACAGGGAAAGAGAGGAAGGCUGGACUGGUUCUCCAUUCUUUACUCUUUUUGACUUAGGUAGUGGGUAGGCCUAGUUUCUUUCGUUCUCUCCUUUACUUUCUGGGUUUAGUUUUCUUUCUGCUAGGAUAGUUGAGUUUUCUGUUGGAGACAUAUAUCUGUAUGCCUGUUGAAAUGUACAAGGUAAAUCAAUGGACUGUUGUGUACCUGAAUUUCUUUUGCUUAAUAUCAUCAAGAUCUUUUCAAUGUA